Biomphalaria glabrata is the source of this 11188-nucleotide messenger RNA. RefSeq lists its product as uncharacterized. Gene Ontology annotation, molecular function: stretch-activated, monoatomic cation-selective, calcium channel activity. Gene Ontology annotation, cellular component: plasma membrane. NCBI's taxonomy places the organism in Eukaryota, Metazoa, Mollusca, Gastropoda, Planorbidae. The transcript is spliced from 3 exons. The record is from RefSeq and is a predicted model, not a curated record. Gene Ontology annotation, biological process: calcium ion import across plasma membrane. The coding region runs from base 320 to 1753 and encodes 477 amino acids.
AGAAAACUACUCAUAAAAAUGAUUUCUACUACCACUAUUCUAUCUUGAGACCACUACUCGACCUUAAAGAUCGUACUCUAGGGGAUAAGGGACGGAGUUUAUAUUCAGAAAAAAAAAAAAAAGUACAAUUUUUAUUCUUAAAGUGAGCUGGAAAUAUCAAGCUAAGUUUGUUCUUUUCUACGGAUUUAUUCCCGGUUCAAAUUGUGUAAAGUUUUGAUUUGGAAGGAAUCCGUCUUGUAGAUUGUAGAUCCUCAUGGUUGACUCCCUCUAUGUCUGGGAUAAGGCCAGCCGAGAUCUGUGCUUUCUUGGCUUCUGAACUAUGCUUGUCGAGUGCCGUGGGCAUGCUCGCGCAUUAUGUCGAAUUAGCGUAGCUGAGCUGAGGCGAGUCGCGCCCCCUGCCUUCUCUCUCCUCAUGGUCGUUUCCCUUCUCCUUGCGGACGGUCUACUUCCAGUGCUGGCCGUCAAGUACCGAACAGAGGCGGCGCUCUACAGCAGCAGCGUCACGGCGCGCAGCAACACCUUCAUCGGAGGCGAGUGGUCGGCCCAUGCUAUGGCGGCGGUCGGAGGAAGGACUUUGAGUAACCACAAAAGGACUCGGGUGAAAUCGUACGAGCCGAACGAGGCGGGGGGAGGCGCGGAAGUCAAAGCCAAGCACCACGGUCACGACGCCAAGCAAACCUCACAAUCCAACGUCUCCUCCUCCACGACGUCGACGCCUCGCGCGAAGUCGUCGUCGCCGUCACCCUCUACGCCGCAUCCCAUCGUCUGCAGCAACAACAGCACCACAAACAAACGCGCUCCCAGGAAUUCAGGCGACACCUCCCGGGAGCAAAGCCCCGGCGUCUGCCAGAACACACAACUUCAGAUCUUCCAUUCCCCGGAGGCUACACGCCCAGGGGAAGAGAAAUGCCGCUCCCUGAAAAGGGACACGGUGGCUUCCUUCUGCUCCGAGCCCAGUGAGUCGUGGAGGCUGCUCUUCUGUGACUCUUACACGGCCAUCUCCGUCUACAACCGGUCCGCCAACUGCAAUGAAUCCCUCCAUGCAGCUCUGGAUCAGGAGGAGAAAGCGAAGGAUAUGUAUAAGCACUUUAGUGGUUUAAUGAGUCGCGUUAACUGCAGAACUAAUUACUCAGCCAAGUGGAACUGCAAACAUUGUGAGAAUGCGUACAAGGACUGGCUGUGUUCUACUCAACUCCACUACUUCCAGGCCAAUCAGCGAUGGCCUCCGUGUUCUCAGUUUUGUGAAAGCGUGGAGGAGAGAUGUCCGUUUUUUCGUCCUAACGUCACGACCCAGGCAGGUGAUCCAAGUUUUAUAUGCAAAGACCAUCAUAUGAAUCUUCCCAAUAUCUAUUUGGACAAAGACUGUUACCGGCCGUGCCAUCUCUGGUGGGGAACUGAGGAGUUAGAGAAACGGUACUGCAAUAGUUUCCUUCUGCCCAACUCUUCCUGUUCAUUGCGCACGGACUGCAAAAGUCCCAAUGAGACAUUCACCGCCGCCCCUGUCACCGACGAGGCCAUCACCACGGGCGCCUCCACCACAACCUCCAUCAUUCGCAGCGCCAAACCAUCCAACAGCAGCCUCCAUGGGCAGAAUGCCACGUCCGCCGGCAGAAGCUCGGGCGCCUCGGCCACGCCGUGGACCCGCCACCGAACGCACAGCUCUCCCCUCUUAGGGGACGCCCUUCUACGGCUCUUCUUGACAUUGUUUUUAUCGUUUUCUCAUUUCCGGUACCUCAUUACAGAGCUGACGUAGUAUUCAUUCUUCUUCCUAGAGCCAUCUCCAACUGCCCCCCUCUCCCCAUAUAUAUCCUCUUCAUUUCUAAAUCAUGGCAUCGCCCCUGCCUCCAUCUCCUCUCUACGCCUAUGAAUGUUUACCACACACGCACCAAGAUUUAUUUUUUUUAAAAGGGACAAUGACGAAAAUUUCAACAGUCGAGUCUGUGACCAGGUGUUCAAUAUACAGUGUCCCCUGUGAAAGGGCUAAAGCAUUGAACCCAGACCCCUUAAGAGUGGGCUGACCUCAAUAAUCUACCAGUGUUCUUGCCGCAAUUUUCUCCUACUUAAUAAGCAGGUCAUCUUGUAAUGUCACCACUGAUCAGUUAGUCCAUUUUUUUUAAAAAUAGUUUCAUAUAUUUAUAUUUUUAUUGUCUAUUCUCUUCGGGGCUGAAACCAUACCAUAUAAUAUUUACUUAUUAUUAAGUUGCUGACCUGUAGAAAUAUUUGUUCAAUCUAUGUACAUAAUUAGGAUGGCCUGUAAAAAAAAAAAAAUAGGAGAUAAUUUAAACCUAUAAUUUUGUUAUACUUUUGAUCACAUUAUGUCCCUUUAAAAAUUGAAUUUUAAAUUCUUGUAACAAUUUUUUAUUAGAAUUAAAUCCAAAAAUAGUAAAGUAUUUGGGUGUAUCCGGUGUAUAGACUAUUGAUCAACUUUUAUACAUUUUUAAAGUCAUGUAAUAGUUUUAGUGCAUCUUUCAGCAUUGUACAAUCAAAUAACAAUUUUAAUGUAAGAAGAGUGGAAAUUAAUGUGAAUAACUUUACCAUGGAACCUUAUAGUAGGAAUCAGCCAAUGAAAUUAAGGUACUUUUAAAUUUAAGGCUAGUCAAAUAUUAAACAGGAUAAUCCUGGAUUUUUAUUUUUAUUUUGGCGCCAAAAGCUCAAAAUCUGGCAAACUCUUUUUAAGUUCAAAUACCAGUCUUUAUGGAUUAGAAGGAUAGAAAGAUUAUAAGGGGAUUGGUCUAAGUCAAUGUUUCCCAAAAUUUUUUCCUUAACGGAACACUUAGCACAUUCUGAGUAGUUAGCGGAAAACUUUGCUUAUUUUUGAGAUAGAUUAAUUCACGUGGUGGCCUACUAGUUAAUUAUUUCAGUAGUUCGUGGAACCCCCAUUAAGGCCUCGAGGAACACUAGGGUUACGAGGAACACAGUUUGGGAAGCACUGGUCCAAUUUAUCCAAUCUAACCUUCUGAAUACCCACUCUUCUUAAGAAGGGCAAACAAAGUUCAUGGCUAGAAUUCCCCUUUUCAUACCUUGCGAUCCCUGGGGUAGAUGUUUCUUUGUCAGUUACUAAUUAAAGGUGGGUAGAUUUAGGAGCGUCCUAUUAAUCGCGAAGUUCAAAAAUCCAUUCUUUAGAGUGAUUCGAACCUGUGACUCCUCGGUGUAUGCCAAGAGCCUUAGCUUUCAGUCAUCGUGUCCCAGAAGCUAAAGACAUUGCGGAAAAAACAAAAAGCCCAUUAAGGCAUUCUGGGCUUUAUGAUCUGCCAUUCUAGAUGUCAAUUUACAUCUGUUUAACAAACAAAAAGCCCAUGGUCUCAUGGCAUUCUGGGCUUUAUGACUGCCAUUCUAUAUGUCAAUUUACAUUUAUUUGAAUUUUUUUUUUAACAAGGGAAGUUAAAUAAAUUAAUGUAGUGUUUUUUUUUAGUCUAACGAAUGACAAUAAAGUACCUGGCAUCUGUAGAUAUUGACCUACUUCUUCCUCGUCUCUAGAACUAUAAAUAAAUAUCAAGCAAGGCAAAUGAAUAACAACUAGUCACUUGCAUAUAGAAGCAAAUAUUCGUAGUCCGUUUCCCAUUGAAACAAUAUCUUCUUAACAAUGGACCUCAUUCACCAAUCGUAAACAAACAAAAUUUAACCACGUGAUUCUCUAUCUCUUCUAUACAAAUUACGUUAUACACACAGGUUGUCAAGUGACAGUUUUUUUCGCUGUGGCUAAAUGUUGUUUGUUUACGACUGGUGAAUGAGGUCCAUUUGUAUUUAAACCGCAAAGGCAGCAUUGAAAUUCAAAUGAAUAUAUCCUACCUUCUACAAUGAGCCCUAAAAGAAGAACAGAAUAUUUAUUUAAAAAAAAAAUGGUGAUUAAUUAUACAGAGAAGUGGCCUGAUGGGGUGGCGAGUGGGGGCAACCGUCCAAGCCCCCUGCGUCCUGGGAGGGGGGGGGGAGCACAAUAAUGAGAAUCUUUUGUCCCCGUCAGCCUAUCGUACAAUGUUCAUGGCCCUGAUACGACGCCUCUGUUAUAUAAAUAUAAGGCAUACAAAAUAAGCAAAACAUACAUUAAAAUCUAGCUAGAUUUUUUUUCCGGACCAUCCUAAUAUUUGUAUACAUGUAUAAGGUCAGUAGCUUAGCUCCAUAUUACGUUGUUAAAAAGUCUCUCUUUUCUCCCGAAGCUAAACUCAUACUAAACAACAUACUGUAUAUACAUCAUACAUACUGACAAAGUCUGGAUCAGCCUGACGUGUUUGUCCCUUCUAGCAUAGUAAAUACCUGGUAUAUAUAAUUGUAUACAUGCCUCGAAAUAGACCUCUGAGUUUACUUACAUAUAGGAGGUUUGUAUAACAGUUGCUAUACUAUAAACUCUCUGUUGAUUAUAGUCAUUGUAUUGUUUCGAACUAUUGGUUUCUAUUUGGGUUUUUUUUUCGUUUCUAAUCUUCCACAUUGUACAGCCGGCUGGUUUCUAUACAUAUAUUAUAAUUAUUAUUAUCAUUAUUAUUGUUAUUAUUGUGAUACUUGAAAACUUGCUGGAUUUUUUUUAUAUAAUAUUAUUAUUAUUAUUAAUGACUAGAUGAUUGUGGCAGUAUAAGAUUGAGGAAUGAUUGAGAGAAUGGGAAAGCUGUUCGAGAGUGUGUCUGUCAAAGUGUUUUUUUUUUAAUUAUUUUUUUUUUUAUUUAUUUAUUUUUUAUUGUGGAAAUGUAGGUCGGCUUGUCUUGGUGUCUUCUAGGAUUGUUUGAUAUAUCCUUCAAAAUGCUGAAUACUAAAUCCGAGUGUAAAGUCGUUGUUUAUGAAAUAGUAUAGACAAGAUGUGACCUGAACAUAUUACAGACAAAUGGUGUAUUUUUUUUAAUGUGUAUAACUAUAUCAUUUAAAAAGAAUUUUUUGAAAUUGAUUUUGUCAGAAUAACUAAUUAGCUAGUCACCAUGUUUCCAUUGAAUAGGCUGCAAAUAAAUUGUAUUACUAGAUCUUGAAAUUAUUAUUUUUUUUCAUAAUUCACAUUUUGUUUUCUUGCUACUAUUUUUACUCCACUGAAAAAACAUUCAAAGUUUAUCUGCAUUCAUUUGGGAAAUAGUCAAAUAAUACAGAUCGUUAUAAUAUCUCUCUACAUGAACAGAUGUACACCGCCAGGAGAUUCAAAUAUAACACUGAAUCCCUAAAACAAGUCACUUCUUCAACUUGGCUGCCAAUGUAAAUCUGUAUUGCCAUGCCCCAAACAGUCAGCCAAGAUAUUUACAUACAGUUAGGCAUGGUAUUAAGUCAAGACAAGAUAUUUACAUACAGUUAGGCCUGUUAUUAAAUAUUUACCUACAGUUGGGCGUGGUAUUAAGUCAGCCAAGAUAUUUACAUACAGUUAGGCAUGGUAUUAAAUCAACAAGAUAUUUACCUACAGUUAGGCGUGAUAUUAAGUCAGCCAAGAUAUUUACAUACAGUUAGGCAUGUUAUUAAGUCAACAAGAUAUUUACAUACAGUUAGGCAUGGCAUUAAGUCAACCAGAUAUUUACCUACAGUUAGGCAUGUUAUUAAGUCAAGCAAGAUAUUUACAUAAAAUUAGACAAAAUACUGCUUAUAGUCAGGCUAGAUAUUGACAUAAAGUCUACCGUAAUGUUUACCUAAAAUCAUAAAGUUAGGCACGCUAUUAUAUUAUGUCAAACAAGAUAAAAAUACAUAGUUAGACAAGAUACUAUUUAAAGUCAGGUUAGAUAUUUACAUAAAGUUAAUCAUAAUAUUUACCUAAAAUCAAGCAUUAUUUACACAUAUAGUUAAGCAAGAUUUUAUUACUAACAUGUACAUACGAUAAAUUUUAUUUCUAUUUUUUAUUUAAAAAUACCAAAUAAAAUGAGCACUGCAAUAACUACGUUACUCAGAUGUCUAUACAUCCUUUAAGGUACUUAGGGCAUUACAAUGGUUAGGUGUCUUUGAAAAUAACACUUCACGAGACCUACUGUUGUUACAAUACUUGUUUACUUCAAAGACAUUGCGACUUCCGUUCUCAGUGUGACAAGUGAAAUAGCAGGCAAUGAAUAUCAGUCCUUUCAUUUCAAUCUACAUGUCGACUUAUCCCUUUGCUGGCGUUACAUGCAGGCUAUUAAUUCUAAAGGUGUGCAUGUUUAUUCAUAUAUCGUUUAUACGUUCCAUUAAGAUUUAACUAAUUAUUAAGUACAAAUAAUUACUAGCACAAAAUGAUACCUCCUUUUUUAUGAUAAGCACCUGAAUGCACUUGCGAUUGUAGUCACUUUUUUAAAACAAAACGAGGCGUGCUGUACAUAGUAAAAGGUUUUCUAGGUAUUUCUAUUUUAGACUACAAUGUAAUGUACUAGGUCUGUCUUUGUCCACACUUUGAAGUCGCUGGCUUUGGAUAAACUGUGAUUCUUUUUAUUUCCAAAGUCAUAUACAAUCUCUCAAUCUCUACUUGGGAAAAUAAAACAAUUUGUACUGACCGUUUUAAAAUUACAAAUGUAUCAUUUUUGUUAACCAAGGGAGAUAAUCAAAACAUUUCGUUUACAGCUACGAAGUUACGGAUAAUGUCGAAAUGCGGUUAAAAAAAAUUAAUUAAAUAAUAAAUAAAAAACUCAACGAUUGAAGAAAAAAAAAGAAUUUAUUUGGUCACACAUAUAUAUUAUAUCUCAUGUAUAGACAGACUUAUAGAUAAUGGGGUCUUUAAAACUCAAUUUCUUUACUCUCUAACGUUGGGAGUGAUUUAAUUCAUCAAUGGUUGCCACGGUUGGCAAUGUCAAAUCUCCCCUACUUAAGUAACGCUAUGAAACAGAGCACUAGAUUAUUUAAUUUAAUUAAACAAGACACCGUCUCCAUGUUUCUAUUAUUUAUAGUUUUAAUAAUUAUACUCCGUAGGUUAGGAAAUGAUUUUUUCCAAAGUAAAUUUACCCUUUCAGACCAUGCGGUCUGAUGUUAAGGUCAUCUGUUUCUUUGGCCAACGGUUAACGAGAAGGGUGUCAUGUGACUAGCACAUAGACGAACGCCUUUACUUUCCCCAACUAAAGGCAGGUACCCAUGUAGAGUUGGGUGGGCUCAGUCCUCAGGGGCGCCCUAAAGAUCCCGAUGUUCAAAAUCCCUGUCUUUACCGAGAUUCGAACCCAGGACCCAGGUUCUGAAGCCAAGCGCUUAAUAACCAUUCAGCCUUAAAACUGGCGCACCAACAACCAAUUAAAGUUUGUAUGAAGACAGGGGUGAUUAACAAAUGUCUAGAACAUUCUGAAUUGAUGAUUUAAUCCUGCUUUAUCUCCCUUAAGCAUCAUCAUCUGUCUCUUGACUAUCGUCAUAGGGGUACUGGUUAGUUCGCGUAACCAGAUCCCUUCACUUUUCCCGGUCAGCAGCUGUUCUUUGCAGGAUAUCAAGAGAAGGGCCAGUCCAUUCUUUUACGUUGUCCAGCUGGCUUUUCUUUGAACGACCCAUUCAUCGUGCGUAGGCAAACUAGGCAGCCGCCUGGCGCCUUGGAAAGUACGGACAAAGAAAUUUUAAAAAAUAGAAAAGACGAGAAAAACUUGGAUCAGAUUUCAAACAUAGUAGACCACUAGGACUCUAUGUUUACUAGUCUAAGUCUGUCUCUUCUACGGAUAUUGAAUCUCAGUUAUUUUUCAAUUUAAAUAUAUACGGCCAGGUUUUUUUUUAAAUUGCGUAAUUUUAUUUUGUAUCUGUUUCUUUUUUUUAUUUUCAUUCGGGGCCUCCAAAUUCACUUCGCCUAGGCCCCUAAUUACCCAAGGCCGGCCAUGCUUCACAGUAUUGAGGAGUUCCUCCUUUUGACCAGCGAGAGUGCUGACUAAAUAGAUGUAAAAUAUCUCAGAAACAAAAUACUUGACAGAUUAAAAUAUCAGAGUGCGAACAGAGACGCUGUCAUUCGCGAUGAUUCGGUCAUUGUCUACUGUUUGGAUCUAAUUCAUUAGAUUACGUAUGUGCUACCUAAAUAUGCUACCUAAAUAUAAGGAGCAUGUGAUAGUCUGUCGAUGACACUUGAGAGAUGUAAUGUCUAGAUGUCUCUAACAUUUGGUGAAUAGAGAUGAUCCGAGGAUUAGAAGGCUAUACACGGCGAUGUUGCUAGUACCGGAAGCCUUAGCUCUGCUUGACGUCAGCGAUUUAAACGCCGUUUAUUUUUUUUUAUAAGGCUUCCCAUAGUGCCUUCUUUCUUUAAUGACGUCAAGCAUAAAUAGUUUAAUAAGUUUCAUUGUAUCCUUCUCUCUCUCUCUCUCUCUCUCUCUCUCUCUCUCUCUCAUCUCUUUACCUCAAAGAAAAUAAGGUUAUAUUCUAUCUGUUUUUACUAUUUCUCUCUCUCUCUCUCUCACUCCCUGACUCUCUCUCUCUCUCUCUCGCUCUUUUUUCUCUUGCCAUCUCUUUUCCUCAGAAAAAAAUCCCUCUCUCUCUCUCUUUUUCACUCUCUUACUUUCAAAAUUUCUGAUUUAUUAACAUCUCUAUUUCGUAAAAUUACAGUAGGCCCUACUAUUAAUGAUUAAAACAUUGAAUGUAUAAAAAAAAAAGUUUAGGCCUAGUAAAAAAAAUAUAUAUAUAUUAAAACCUGGAUAUUAGUAUUAGUAAAGAUACCCGUAUAUUUAAAGAAUGCUUGGGAAAUAUGGCUUUUAAAGAGCUCAAUAAAUAUAAAGACACACGGGCCUCCUAAGUAGGCUUACAAAAUAAAAAUACACCCGGAUCUCUUGAUAGACCUUUUAGAGGCCGUUCUCUCCAAUGUAGUCUAACCGAAAUGUAGACUUUAUUAAAAGAACGUGACUUAAUCUCAAUAGUUCAAUCAUAUUCCAGGACUUUCGGAGUAAUAGAUUUUAAAGAUAUGAACGGGUGGGGGUCGCCGCAUAGUUGGGAAUUUUUAAAAAGGGCCCUAGAAUUUAAAAGAUUGAGAACAGCUGGUGUAGUUUUUUUUUUUUUUUUUUUUUUACGAAUUCUCCAUAAGAUUGAUCUUGGGUGCAGCAAUAAAACAUUUAUUUUCAACAAUGAACAAACCUUACUAGAAUCAGGUUCGAAGCUAACAAAAUAAAGUAAUGCCAAGCAAAUUUCUGCUCAUAACUGACGAACUGUACACUGUUAAAAGAUAACCACAUUAACACAUUUUAGGGAGAACACUAAAGUUAUCUGCCUUUGUUCUUUUGUACAUGAUUAUGUUAUUUGUAUCUUGUCACUGUGUCAACAGGCACGACAACAAAAAAUAUAAUAAAAUAAAACAAAAACACAGGACUUCAUAGAUCUGCAGUCGACGCACUGAAGCAUAUAAUAUAUUUAUGUUAAUGUAUGCAAUCUACCGAGUCUUCUUCUGUUUAAGAUUGAGCUUCUGUAACUCUUUAAGGGAAUCACACAUCUGUGACAGCUGCAAUCAGACUACGUAGUAUGCAUCUUUUCAACUGACUUUCUAUUACGGGUAGCCACGUGUUAUGACAAUAUGUACUGAGAAAACUCAAUGAUCAAUAUUCGCAAGGCAGCUUAUAACUCUGAAAAAAACAACAACAUAUUUUUCUCUACAUAUUAAGGUAUUCAUAAGAGCUAAUAUUGAAUUCUCCCACACCCAUGUUUUAAAAGCUAUUCGGAAGCUUAUUUUUUUUUUGUUUAUGUUCCUUUAAAAACAAAACAAAGGAAACAAAUGUGUUUUUCUUAUAUAUAAGUAUCUUGAUAUAAAGGAAGAACGAUCCGUUAGAGUAGAAUGUUCAACUGAUAUACGUUUUAGAGAGUCAAGCUGUGCAAUCUUUAUGUUGAUGAUGAACUUGUUCAUGCAAUUAUUCUGGUUUAUGUUCAUGCAGCAAAUAAAAGACAAAAAAAAAAAACUUUUUCAGUUGAAAUAUUGUUUCGUGAUAAUAGACAUUGGACAAUUCUAAUUUUGUACGUUUUUUUUUUUUUUUUUUGGUUUCCAUCUCGGGUACCCAUUAAACUCCAUUCUUGUUUCUAAUGUCUGGUUAAUGUUUCCGGUUUCUUCCAGAUGUUCUGCAAAAAUGAACACUCCCCACUCACAUAUUUUUUUUUUAUUCCAAUAACAAAUAUGCUAGGAAAAUAGUACAUUUACCAAUGUGAUUAAAUAAUAUCAUUUUAAGAUGUAAAUGAGGUAUGUUGUCAUUGUGAUGCUAUUUGUAAUAACGAGGACCCCCCCACCCCCCCCCGCAAAAAAACAAAGAAGAGACUUUGCAAUAUGCAGAGCUUUUGAGUUUGUCAUAUUAAAAACAGUAUAGGUUUUUUUUUUUUUGCAAGAAUAUCAGUGAACUACGGAUGAAGUUUCGGUAAUGUUAAAUUUAAGUUUUAAUAUAGUCAUUUUCUUAAGAAAUUUUUAAAACUAUGUUGAUUUCUCUUGUUAAUUUAAAGCAUUGUUAAAUUUCUAAUUUAGAUUGUGAUUCAAAGUUAUAAGAGUGUUAAUGCAGUAAUCAUUUUUUUGGUGCUAGAAAUAUUAUUGUGGUUGUUUAAAUGUUUAAAUGUAUAAAUAACUUCCAAUGGUUGUCCAUUCCCAGAGAAACAUUUAUGUUUUGUAGUCAUUCGUAACUUUUUUUUUUAGUCAUGGAAUUUUUCAUCUUUAAGUGAUUUUGGAGUUUUGAUGUCGAUUUUCAAAAAAUCUUCUAUUGGAACGGUGAAACAUAACAAAUCGGAUUCCUGAUAGUCUUUAGUCUAUAGACUCAAAAAAUUGAAAAAAAGAUGCAAAAUAGCAAUGAUUGUAGAUGAAGAUUUGGGCUAUUAAAAUGAUGUUCGAAAUGAGCCGUUUCAGACUUGAAAAAACCACAGGCUUUGGGGCCCUUUUUUGAGGCCCAUUACAUUUCCUGAUACUACAUAUAUGUCCUAAAUAUUUCUUGGGGGUCCUAUAGCUUAAGUUGUCUGUAGAUAAAUCCGGCCCUGGAAAUGACAUAAGCAAUGAGUACUAAGCAUAUAUGGUGUUAGUUAUGUUUUGCUAAUGAUGUUUAUAUGAUCAUUUAGACAUAUUUAUAUACUAGGCAAACUUGUGUGUCACGUAUGGAUGAUAUAUGAAUAAAUAGCCUUAAUGAUAGAAUCCAAAUGGUGACUUGUAAAUAAACCGACGUCAGUCAGUGUGUAUUUGUUUUGUGAUAUUUAUUUUUUACAAUGAUUCUGUUGUUGUUGUUUUUUUUUUAUUUAGCUCUGCUAACAUAUUCUAGUCUGCUAAUGUAACAAAUGAAUACAGUUCUCUCAAUCGCCCCCUCCCCCGACUGCUACAGAAGUGUGUUCAAAAUGUUCAAGCUCAUGUUUAGAUAUAAACAAAACAAAA